This is a messenger RNA of Hyaloscypha bicolor E, 307 nucleotides long. RefSeq lists its product as uncharacterized. The transcript has a single exon. The record is from RefSeq and is a predicted model, not a curated record. NCBI's taxonomy places the organism in Eukaryota, Fungi, Ascomycota, Leotiomycetes, Helotiales, Hyaloscyphaceae. The annotation marks the transcript as partial.
CUCCUUCGCCUUUCCCUUCAUUUUUGCACUCGCCACCUCAUGUUUAUUCCUCCACAUUCCCCCAUAUCUGAAAAGCGGAUGCUCAUUGUCGCCAUCUGGACGUCAGCCGCUGACUUCUCGCCAGCAUUUACUGGUGCAGAUGAAGACCCAUUUCUUAGUUUCGUCGAUUUGGCACCGGAUUAGGGCAUCUCGGGGGCGUUGGCAGAGGGAGCAGGGUUUGCUGUGGGAGUUUGGUGGCGUGAUCUCUUUUGUGGGAGGAGAGGUUGAUUCUUCAUGUGGUGCUAAUGAGGAGGAGGCUUCCUGAGUC